ACGGGGCCGUAUCGAAGGCGGGAAGACUAGGUACUUCUCAUGUCGAUAUUAUAAAUGCGGCCUUUCUGUGCCGCUGCAAACGAAUCGAAGCUUUAUGAAAACGUGUGGAUCGUCUGGUGUGCUUCGUACGUAAGACUGAGUUACGUUUUCGUCGGCCAAGUGUUGAUGGGGCGUUGAUUAAUUAUUUUUCUCUUGUUUAUUUUCAGGCGGAGUUUCUAUUGUUUCAUAUUUAUAAACAGUGUGUGAUAUGAUCCUGCCCACAUUAUUAUUAUUAUGUUGUGUCUGUAAUUGUACGCAAACAAUCCAUCUCCACUAGCAAUAGAACCCUUAUACACGAUGUGUGUCUACACUUUCAGCUAUACCCCUAUUAUCCAAAGUUAGCCAGCCAGGCAUGAAAGAAACGAAUAGUUUAAGUGCUUUACCUUUAGGUAAAUUUGAUCAAUAAACAACCCAUUCCCAGCUCUUUGAUUGCGGCGCUGUUGAUACCAGCCGACCCGAUCUCGAUCUAGCGGACCCUGAGAGGAAAGGCCUUUUUGUGUGUUACCGGAACAGAAUACAGGACGGUAUGGAUUAGAACGUGUGAACAGAAACUGAAAAAAACUACGGUGUUAUGUGACAGUGUUGUCUUGUCUGACUAACGACCCUGAUGUGCUUAGGAUUUGUGCUACAUCCUUCGUCACAGUUAUAGCGGUAUAUAAUAACCAAGGAGAAUGCGGACUUAGAUCAUAGGUCGGUCUGUUUCAGAAUCAGGAGUUUACGACCUGUAUUAAUUGAUCUGUGUGUAAUAUGGAUUAUUCCAGAACAUAGCUGUUAAUAGGACUUAAAGCGAAAUUGGUUUGUCGUGUUUACAUUUACUUCCAUCGUUUUACGAGGUAUACAUUAAUAUACAGCUCGCGGUAUAUGUAAAUACAGGUGAAUACACCUAAACCGGUAUGUACAUUACUAUAUAGGUGUGUACCUGUACACCGACGACGUCUACACACAGGUAGAUAUAUAUAUAUAAUGAGUAUACAUAUAGGUUCGAGGUUGAGCCAUUCAGCAGGUACGUUGAAAGUCACAUGUGCGCGAGUUGUUACUAAAGGUAUGGAGCUAGAGAGGAAAAGAUCAGUGUCAUCGCUCUCAGCAUGAAGCUAAAACAGAGGGUGGUCAUCACCUGUGUUGGAUUAGCAACUCUAACGAUAUUUUACCUCCUGGUGGAAACUGUCUAUAAAAUUAAUCCUAACAGGCUUCCGACGUUUUUAAAGAAUUCUCUAUCGAACGUGGGACAUGAAUACGACGGAUCACACAUAUCUGCAAUUCGAAAGAGGCUAAAUAAGAGUAACUAUACCAGUGAUGACUUCAGCCCCGAGGGAGGGGGCGAUAAGGUUUCGGGGGUAGGGAAAGAUACUCUACAUUCCUCAGAUGACCGACGGUCAAGAAAAGAUGGGGUCGAGCACUGGGCAAUGUCACCUCUUCUACUGAGGAUUAAUAACACGGAUUCAGAAGUGGAUUUGUUAUUACAUAAACUACAAAAUUAUGAUAGGCGUAAAUUUGAUUUUACGAAAUUGAAGCCUAUACCGUAUUAUGAAUAUCUAAAAACACUAAGGAAGCGGAUUAAACGCAAAGGGACGAGUUUGGAUGCGUUCAGGACAUUUAUAGGGUCCCUAACGACGAGCUGGGAGAGGUUCCAUAAAGGUAUUCACCAGUACCAUCUUUAUAGUCCAGACGACUCGACCGUCGACGAUCUACUCAGGGACGUCGCCCAGGAACCAAUCGUUGACGUCGAACAAAAAGAGGGCGGGACACAACUGAAGCUAAUCAUAACAUUCAGUGACGAAGGACAGGCAUUGUUUAAACCUAUGAGGUACCCCCGGGAACAGGAAACGCUCCCAAAUCAUUUCUACUUCAGUGACUACGAACGCCAUAACGCGGAAGUGGCCGCAUUCCAUCUUGACAGAGUAUUGGGGUUUUACCGAGUUCCACCAACUGCCGGGAGGGUUGUCAACAUGACUCGAGACAUAAAGCGUCUAGCGGAUCAUAAAUUGUCCAAGACAUUUUUCAUAUCUCCAGCCAACAAUCUCUGUUUCCAUGGCAGCUGUUCGUAUUACUGCGACUCAGGCCACGCGAUCUGUGGGUCCCCGGAUUUACUCGAAUCAUCAAUGGCGGCUUUCCUUCCUCCUGAAAAGAUAGCAGCUCGGAAAACAUGGCGUAACCCGUGGAAACGGUCGUACAGCAAACACCGCAAAGCCUACUGGGAGGUGUACGAUGAUUUGUGCGAUAAAGUGAAGACGAAGUCUCCCUACAACACCGGUCGUCGACUGUUAGACCUGAUGGACACUCAUGUAUUUGACUUCAUGACAGGCAAUUUGGACAGACAUCACUACGAAACGUUCAAAGAUUUUGGCAACGACACGUUCCAUCUCCAUCUUGAUAACGGACGAUCGUUUGGAAAAUGGCGACUGGACGAUAUGAGCAUCCUUGCCCCUGUGUUCCAGUGCUGCAAGAUCAGGUACUCAACGUUCAUGAAGCUUGCCAAGUUCUACAUAGGACCGGAUAAACUUUCAGCAUUGAUGAAAGCAGAAACGUCACGUGACAAAUUAUUCCCAGUCCUCAUCCAGAACCAUCUAAUAGCGCUUGAUAGACGUGUCAUCAAAAUUCUGAAGGAGAUUUACAUAUGUAUACAAAAUGGAAACGACAUCAGCGAUGUGAUAGAAGAUGAUCAUUUCUGAGGAUAAUAAUAGGGGCACUUAAACACGUAUGUGGGCGGGAUUUAUUCAUUUUGACUGACACAAGGCGGUACUAUGCAUAGUGAAUAUGCAAAGUGUUCUAACGGGAUGGAAUUACAACAUGAAAACGGGCGGAGUUAUGUUCGUUGAGGAAUAUUGCAGCAUUGAAGUAGAUCAACCUUACUUGUUGCUAGGUUCUUGAUUAAGAGUUAUUCCAUCUAAAGUGGGAAGCUUAAAUAUAGCAAAGUAAUGUUUCCUAACAGGGCGGAGCUAUGUUUAACAUGUCGAAUCCGGUGGUCUUAUCGCGCGGAGAUUUUGCUAUAUUGCAGAACGGUGCUAGUGAUCAUACAGAACGGAGCAAGUGACCCUACAGUUAACAUGGCGGAGCAAAUGAUCAUACAGGGUGGAGCUACAGUUAACAUGGCGAAGCAAUGAUCAUACAAGGUGGAGCUACAGUUACCAUGGCGGAGCAAGUGAUCAUACAGGGUGGAGCUACAGUUACCAUGGCGGAGCAAAUGAUCAUACAGGGUGGAGCUACAGUUACCAUCGCGGAGCAAAUGAUCAUACAGGGGGGAGCUACAGUUACCAUGGCGGAGCAAAUGAUCAUACAGGGUGGAGCUACAGUUAACAUGGCGGAGCAAUGAUCAUACAGGGUGGAGCUACAGUUAACAUGGUGGAACUAGGGAUUCUGCAGGGCAGAACUGUGUAACUAGGCGGAGAAUGUGAUCUCCCAAGUCGAAGUUAGGGAUCUUACACGCAUAAUUAGUUAUCUUAACUGAAGAAGAGAAAGGUCUUACGUGGCAGAACUAUUGAUCUUAUCUGGCAGAGCUGAAGAUCUUACAUAACAGAAGUAGUGAUCAUACCUGAAAGUUUAGAACAACAGCAUACUCACAGGGCGGCGGUGCUAUGUUACGUAACUGGGCGGUUCUAUUGAUCUUACAAAGCGAGUUCGAUGGUCAAGUGUAAUAUAAGUAGGCGGGGCACAAGCACAAACCAAAUUUAAACUUUAUACAUUCUAAAAAAUAUUGGGGAAAUAAGUUUUGCCAUUUUGGAUUUUUUUAUAAUACAACAUUUUUGUAGUAGAAUAUGAUUCUUUGAUUUCUUGGGAUGGCCUGUUGAAAACUUUUCGUUUCAAGGAAAUUCGGGUUACUCAUAAUGAAAAGUAAGUGAAUGACUGCAAUACGUACUAUUCUGUCUGAAGCAUUCCAGCUUUUACCACAUAUACAGUGUAUAUGACAUAUAUGAUCCUCAUCAUUCAUUCAUCCAUCGGGUCUUCACGCUAACCCUGAAAAUACACCGUGAUGUGACAAAUAGAUAAAUACAUAUUCAUUGCAUUUGUCUACUAAGUAAGUAUUUUAUUAUUCUGACACAAAUGUUAUAUAUCAUUUCCGCCAAUUGGUAGUUCUCUUCGUUAUUUUCCGUCGUUUUUCGGGAAAAUGAUAACAACAUAUUAAGACCUACAAUGUAUCUUUAUUAAUUUAAUUUCUUGUUUCUGAUGUUGUGAAGGACCUUUCCCCAGUUUCAUACCACAUUGGAUUAUUACACCUGUCGUGUUGUCGCAGGAAAAUACAAACAAGACAUUGCAUUUGAAAAAAAAUAUAUAUCUAAUCAUGGCUAUUGAAAAUAGCGAUGUAAAAAAUACGAGUCCAUCGCUUCCAAUCUUAUCGUUCCUCAAAAAGAUACUCGAGAAUAAAAGCAAUUUAAACAUAACAAAAAAAUAGACAUAUGCGUUUGACGACGAAAAUGUGGAAAAAUUAUGAAUACUGAUUGAAUGUGACACUCUUUCCGGCACAAUACGAUGUUUCUCUAUGUAUUUUGAUAAAAUUAAUAUAUAUUUCAAUAUAAACAGUUGGUGCAUGUAUUACAAGUGCCUUACGAUGUAUAUGACAGUGUGACAUAUAAUGUUAAUUCUGUAUGUAAAUUGGUGACACACAUUAAUAUAUAGUAUUUUAAUUCAGUGCUGUAACGUUGUGAUUAAAGUUGCACGCAUUGCCCCCUCCCCCCCCCCCCUCCAUUUUAACUUUACUUUAUAAAUUAAUAUUUGAAAUACAUAUCCCGUUUAAAUUUUUAAUGUUAAAGGACAUUAAGGCGAGGUUUACAAUUUAGAAACAUGUAGCUGUACUUAAACUGUACGCGUUCUGUCACUGAAACCAUUAACAGUGGUUAUCUAGUAGCAAAUUAGUAACAUGUUAUUGUCGAUCACACAAAACAGCUCUUAUCACUAAGAUGAUCUACACCAGUCUAAACGAGUAAGUCGAUAUACAGAGAAAGGUAUAUCGAAUGAGCUUGACGAUAAGAAAUUUUAUUUUAGAUAUCUUCAGAAAAGUUUAUAUAGUAUUAUUUUUAUUAGUUUAUUAAUGCCUAUAAUAACAUCGUCCUGGCAUCAUGCCAUGGUUAGAAUUAUUUUCACACAGAAAAUACUUUUUAAUUUAACACUGAAAAUAAUAUUUAUUUUCAUACAGAAAAUAAGAUGUAUUUUCACACAGAAAAUAAGAUAUAUUUUCACACAGACAAACAAGUGUUUGGAAAAUCGAUUUGACAUAAUUAAUGCCAUUUUGUGUGUUUCCUCCAUAGAAUAGGACUUCUUAAACAAACCAAACGUAUGUACUGCUAAUUAAAGUUUUAUAUAGCAGACGAAAGCUGGAUCACACACUACCAUUUUAUCCGGUUCAGAAUAUUUGUUUCGGUAUAAAAAUGCCCUAAAAUUUGCAUUCUAGGUUUAUAGCAGGCUGGAUUUAUUUACGAGAUUUCUUUAUAUAAUAUUAUGUUACUGCUAUUCUACAUUCCAAACAGACCAAUAUAUAUUAAGUUAACAGCUGUCUCAUAAAGAUAUAACAACAUUCAGUGCUUUUGUUAGAUAUCAAUAUGUCAUUUCCUAGAAAGAGUCAUUGUACCCGAUAUUAGGAGCUGGCAUUAUAACUUGUGUAUACACUUUUGCAAUGAAAAAAAAAGAUUUCUUUUUAUUUUCCAAAUUUUCAAAACAUUACUUUUCAUAGAAAUAGUGUCGAAAUCGUUUUACUUGUUACUGAAACCAUUUUUUUGUUUGUUAAAUAUGUUUAAAUAAUAAACAUGACGUACAGUAUUUAUUGUAGUUAAACAGAACAAGCCAUUUAUAGAUAUACAUGUGUCAUCUGUAAAGUAGAAAACGAUGUUCUUGGAAUCUCAAAUUAUUAUCAUAUCCUUUAAUUGACAGGCACACGCAAAAUAAUUGUUAUUUUGCUAAUCAAUAUUUUGCUGAUCAUUGACUUCAAAUUCUUUUAUAAUUAUACAACUGUCAAGUCGUUAUACGUUGAAUUUCGUUUCUUAAGUCAACCUGCAUAUAUGUUGUGUAUACCUUAUCUACUGUUUAACAGCAGCCCCUCUAUCAUAAAGGUUCAAAUGUUACAUUCCAGAUAUUGUUCAGUUUGAUAUUCCAUGCAGAUAUAUUUCCUGUUUUCAUCUCAAAGAGAAACAUAGUAAAUAAAAGUGAUUAUAUUUCAAUAUCAUAUGUGGUGACGUUUAAUAAGUCAACCAACCAAACAAUAUGGAUCACCCACACGUGAUGUUAGGUAUAUUUUUCUCUUUAUUGUGAUAAUCGGAAAUAACUAUCUAGAGUAUGUUUGAAUUAGAUAUUUAAUCAGGAUGAAUAAUAUUAUCAGAUAUAUUAUCAUUAACUCUUCUAGUCUGUCUUAGUGUUUUCAUAUGAUUUUAUGUUUAUAUUAUGACGUAAUUACAACAAGUAGAUAUAUUACAACAUAUCCAAGUCAUUUCGACCAGAAUGAUUUAGGCUUUUCUUUUUAUCAUAUUUUCUUACUUGCUGGUGAUGAUGAACACGUAUUGGAUAUAUGCGAAACUAAAAGUGGUGUUCUGAAAACAGAAGAGUUCAGAGAUUCGAAAUACUGUGCGUUGACUUACGAGUUUGUCAAGGUCUUUGUUUUGGUUGAAUUGUCUCGACACCGUCAGGCAUAUAUUUGUUUGUAUGUGUUGCGGAUGAUGAUUUUUGUGAGCAACCGAAUUCGGGUGGAGAUCAUGUCAUUCGUUUAUUUGGCAUAUAUCGUUGUAAGUUUUUCGAGUGUCAAAAUAUGAGUAGUGAGUGAUAAUUUAAUACUGUUUUCAACGAUCUGUUGGAAACGUUUUGUAUGGUAGAACACAGAUAGAAGGGAGAUUAAUCUCGCUAUCACAGAUAUGCAAUAGUUUUUUUAAGUAUAUAUGGGACUAAUUCUAAUUUUGCCAUACUUAUGCCAUUAAUAUUUGGUUACAAUUUACGCAAUUAUUAUAUUAUAUGAAAACAACCACUUAACCAAUAAAAAUUAAGUGCUGGUUUGCUUCGGACCUUUCCAUAAGAUAAGGAAAGUUACGCAAGCUACAAAUACGUACAAUAUAGAAAUUAUGGAAAAUUUAUGUAAUUUGGUAUACAUGAAGUUGACACAAGAAUGCAUUUUCGUUUUUACUUUUGUUUGUAUGUGAUGGUAUUAUGUAUACUGAAUGGCUGACAUAUUAACAGCGAUAUCAGGCUGCAGUGAGAAAGUGUGUGUGUGUGAUGUGUAAACUAUAUCACGUGCAAUCAUGUGUGUAUGUGUGGAAUGUGGAGUAUGUAUGUGUGUGAGAGGAAAUAAACGUAUCACGUCUAUGUCAAACACAGUGCUAUUGUCGAGAAUUCCAAAUAAACUAUAGUUUUCUUA
This is a messenger RNA of Mizuhopecten yessoensis (Yesso scallop), 7366 nucleotides long. RefSeq names its product extracellular serine/threonine protein kinase FAM20C-like. Lineage: Eukaryota; Metazoa; Mollusca; Bivalvia; Pectinida; Pectinidae. Gene Ontology annotation, cellular component: Golgi apparatus. The transcript is spliced from 8 exons. Gene Ontology annotation, molecular function: phosphotransferase activity, alcohol group as acceptor. Gene Ontology annotation, biological process: protein phosphorylation. The record is from RefSeq and is a predicted model, not a curated record. Bases 1125 to 2708 code for a protein of 527 amino acids.